ACUACGUGUUACAGAUCUCGCGCGAAUUGUUUGAAGCGGUGAUGGUGCGCGUUAGGGGAGGGGGAGGGGACCCACAAAAGAUGUGUAGUGAAUUUUAUUUAUUUAUUUAAAUAAAAAAUGGCCGCCGCAGAGAGCGGAGAGGAGAGACUUGAUGAGAAGAGCGAGGAUCAAGAGCUACAGGGCGCGCGAGACCGGACGCAGAAGCCGAAGAAGGCCAAGCGGGAGCGCGGGCCGCGGGAUGAGGCGCCGCCGGAGCCCGCCAUGUCCGCCCAGAGCUCGGCGCUAGCGCGGCCGCCGGAGGACCAGCGGCGGCCGGCCGACAGCGAGGAGGCCGAGGCCGAGGAGUCCGGGUCCGGCGGGGGCGACCCGGCCCACCUGGAGCCCUCCGCCUCUCCCAAGCAGCGGCGCUCCAUCAUCCGGGACCGCGGGCCGCUGUACGACGACCCGUCGCUGCCGCAGGGCUGGACGCGCAAGCUGAAGCAGCGCAAGUCCGGCCGCUCGGCGGGAAAGUACGACGUCUACCUGAUCAACCCAGAGGGGAAAGCCUUCCGUUCCAAAGUGGAGCUGAUAGCGUACUUCCAAAAGGUAGGAGACACCUCCACUGACCCCAAUGACUUUGACUUCACGGUCACGGGCCGCGGGAGCCCCUCCCGCCGCGAGAAGAAGCCCCCCAAGAAGCCCAAGGUGGUGAAGCCUUCCGGGAGGGGGCGGGGCCGUCCCAAAGGCAGCGGCAAGGUGCGGCCCGCCACGGAGGGCGUGGCCAUGAAGCGGGUGGUGGAGAAGAGCCCCGGGAAGCUGCUGGUGAAGAUGCCCUUCACCCCCCCCAAACCCGAGGCGGGGGGGCCUUCGGGACAGGUGGCGGUCGCCAAACUGCGUCCGGGACGCAAGCGGAAGUCGGAGCAGGACCCGCAGACCACCCCGAAGAAGCGCGGCCGCAAGCCGGCGGCGGCUGCCGCGGCGACGGUUUCGGUGGGAAGUGCGGGCUCCGGCGCUCCCUACGCCGCCACGGUCGCCAUGGCCGCCGAGGCCAAGAAGAAAGCGCUGAAGGAGUCUUCCACAAAGCCGGUGCAGGAGACCGCGCUGCCCAUCAAGAAGCGCAAGACGAGGGAGACGGUGGAGGAGCCGGACCCCCCCCCUGUGCCCCCCGCCGCUGAGCCGGGCGCCGCGCCCGGGACGAGGUCCGAGACGGCGACAGGAACAGGAAUGGGGUCGGGAACGGGAAUGUUGUCGGGAAUGGGGUCGGGAACAGGGACUAGUGCCGUUGCCUCUCUGGGCGCGGCCGGAGCAGAGGCGGAGGAGAAGGGACAGAAGUUGCCAAAGAGCCCUGGGCGGAAGCACAAGGAGGCGCCUCUGGCUCCAGGGGGCGGGGCUGGGGGCGGGGCCGGAGGCGAGGCCAGCCCCACCAAGAGCCACAAAAAAAAAGAGCGUUCGCAGCAGCACAAACACCACCACCACCACCAUCACCACCACCACCACCCGCACUCGCCCGUACCCCAGAUCCCGCCCCCGCACCCCCCACCCCCGCCCCCGCCCCACGCGCACCAACACUCCCCCCCAAGCCAGGCCAGGAGAGAGGCUCCAGCGCUGCAGGACAGUGAGCCCCAAGACCUGAGCACCCACCGACCCUGCCCCGACGACAAGCAGCCGCCGCCACCGCCGCCACCGGGCCGCCGCGAGGGGGGGCGGGCCGACAGCUGCCCCGGCAGGGACACCGUCACCAAGACUCAAGCGCCGGCGGCGGCAGCGGCGGCUGCCGACCUGAGAGCCAAGCACCGGGUGGGGGAGGGGGUGGAGGGGCGGGAGAUGAAGGACAUCGUGCCCAGCGCCGCCGUACCCAGGCCCGCCCGCGAGGAGGCGGUAGAGUCCCGGACCCCAGUGAGCGAGCGAGUGAGCUGACUGACGUAGCCCCCAGAGCGGGAGCGAGCGAGCCGGGGAAGAGAGGGCAGCCAUUUUCUUUUUUUUUUCUUUUUUUUUUUUUGAGAAAAACAAAAAAAAAAAAAGACACAAAAAUGUGUGUGUACAUAUAUGUGUAUAUAUGUUUAUAUGUAUAUACAUGUGUGUAUAUAUAUGCACAUAUAUACAUAUAUGAUAUGGUAAAACUAAAGGCAGCUGUUGUGUCUUGUUCUUUCUGUGGGUUGGGCUGUUUAACCAACGAUGAUGACAUAAGAAAAAAAACAAAAACAGAUUUUGCUUCCUGAUUAAAUUUGCAGGUUUUUUCCCAAAUGUUUAUUACCUUUUUUUUUACCUGACCAUCACCCACCCUGCCCAGUUGUACCUUUGUCAAAGCUUCAAUGAUGUGGAGGGUCAGCAAGGUAAUCUUUUAGAAAAAUGCUUCUAAGUCUAAGUAUUUUUUUGUGGUUUGAAUCUGUAAAACGCCAACCGAUCCACAAGUUAUAGAUGUCUCUUCAUCAUCUGGUAUUCUCUGUGUUUUAUAGCUGGCUAUUAAGGGACAGAGAUAAGGACAAAACUGAUAUUCGGGAAAGUGAAUCACUGUUGCCUGGCGACAUGCGUGUUCAAAUGGUUUAUGGGGGAUGUGCCACCGUCCUGUGCUACUAUCCAAAUAACGAACAUAGAUUUUUCUUUUACACCGUGUUGCCCCUCUGGCAAGCAGAAUGAUUCUGGAUGUGUGGAAAGGGACCUUGGAGUCUUUGCUAACCAGGGACUUUCCUGUGGUUUGUGGAUUCUUAGCUGUUAGGUCUUUCUUCCUCCGUGAUGAAUAGAAUCACAGCCUUGUGUGGGUUGAGUUUCAGAACUCUGAUCGGACAAUUUUAUGUAAAUAUCGUCCUUGCCAUCCUGUUCCAUUUCCACUGAAGCUUUGAACAAAGAAAGGUUUUUUUUUUUUAUUUGUUUCGUUUGUUUGUUUUCUUUUUAAAUCACAGCCAGAUAAGAACUUCCUAACAGGAGAUGAUGGUGAAUGCUGAUGUCUAGGGCCCUUCCAUAAGACUCGAUGAAGAGCUUCCAUUUUAAUCCCUUUAUUUAACACGGUAACUACAGCAUUAGCUUGUAGUGACACACACUCUCACAAAUGUGGUACACCAUUUCAAAGCAAGUUGUUUUAAAAAAAAUUUUUUUUUUUAUUAGUGUUUCUUUCUUCUUCUCCCAUUUAAUUAGGAAUGUUAUCUGUUCUCCGGGUGCAGUAGAACAUGAGCACCCUGUGGAGUUGGGAGCCUGGAAUGGCGGGGGUGGGGAGGGGGGCGGUUAGCGUGGCUGAAUUCUGUGUAGAAUAGAGAGCAGAGUGGAGCCGGAGCUGCUGAAUGGGCCAGGUGUACACUGGCUGCUGAGCGUUCCUCUCUAAUCGGCCCGCUGAGGUAAAGGAUCGUCUCUGUUUGAGCGCUCAUUUAGGGACAGGAGCAGUCCUGCACGGGGGGGUGGGGGGCCUGCUCAGCGCAACAGGGUAAUUUCAUAACAUGACUUGAGUAAGUCACUGUCCUGGGACAAAACGGUCCCAGUAUGCGUUUUUAUUUUGUUUUGCCCCCACCCCCUGUUGUUUCCGAGCAAUAUGGGUAGCCUAAGUAUGAUCACCUUGGUAAUCCUGUGAGAUGGAUUUGCACGCUGGCUGAGGCGAAGCUGCAGUUUUUUAGCGUGCCGUGGUCUGUUCCUAAGAGUGUCUGCGAUUCUGCAUCUAAGACACAGUUUUCUGUAGCUGCUCCACAGGUGGGAGUUUAGCUGGCAGUGCUGGUAUUAAAGCAUAAGGGAGAGUCUUCCACGACAUCACCUCCACUGUGGGGCCCUGUCUGUGACAUCACCGCCACUGUGGGGCUCUGUCUGUGACAUCACCUCCGCUGUGGGGCACUGUCUGUUAUUUCCAGAAUCCACCUCUUGGAAAUUGUAUCUCUGUGGGGUCAGUUAUGGGACAGUUUUGGCGAGAGAGACCAGUUCUGAUGCUUCUGCUAUAAUUCUGUCAAAUAGGUGACAGUUUGGUGAAAAGUACAGUAAUGGACAGGUUUUACAGCAGGUGUUUCAAAAGCACUUCUUGUCCAUUUGCCAAAUGAAAGAGGGUAGCCGCCUACUUCCAUAGAGCCUGUUGGUGCUCAGAGACGGUAUCCCAGCUGAGUGGAGUGAGGCUUUUGGACCCGAGGGGUUAAGCAUGUCACUGCUCCUCAAUCGCUCCUGAGAACUGCAGCUCCAUAAAGCUGUGGGGCAGUUUCUGAAGAGAGAAAAACUCCUACGACAGUCUGGAAAACGUGUCUGCUAAGCCAACCAAGCGGUGGAUUUACGUGGAUUUGAAACCGUGCGAGUUGUGAUUUGAGAGUGCAAACACGUUUUAGCGCAGUGCUUCCUUCUCGAGCGAGAACGCUGGCUCUCGGUCGCUCACAGUUUGGAGGAGCAGGUCUCGGCCCUCUCUGAGGCAGAUCUCAUCUCCAGUUUUUAUUAUAUUUAUUUAUUGAGAAAAUCAUGAGGGGCCUCUCCAAAUCCCCUGCGAAUCGUGGUCGCUGUAUCUCAGAAUUGGUCCUGCCCCCCUCCCCCCCCCCCGUAAUCUCACUUCUCAAAUUGCAAGCCCCUUUAAACUGCGUCCUGUCGGUCUUCCCCACCGUUCCUUUUAAACCGGCCAAUCAGAGCUCGGCCUGUAGCGCUCAGCCUCUGGCCUGGCCAGCGUCUGGCCCGCUCUGGCCCUCUGCCUGCCUGUGAGCGUCUGGGCUUCCAGGAGGCGGGAGGGAUUAGUGUUCCAUCUGCGGAGGCCGAAGGAAACGUCAGAGAGAGGUUCGCUGGGUUCGCCGGGUUCGCCGAGUUCGCCGAGUUCCACGGCGCCCUCUCUCUGCAGAGAGAGGGAGAGAGAGAGGGAGAGGGAGAGAGAGAGAGACUCUUGGCUCUGAGGGUUGCGUCAGGAGCCAGCGCUUCGUCUCCUCUCCAGGAGCUUUAACUCUCCCUCGUCCUGAUCGCGGGCGGCUGAGAUUGCAGCCCUGCGGGCCUUUGGUAGCUCUGUAGUAAGGCUGCGUAAGUUAAGUACGGACCCUUGAAGGAUGCUGGGGGGGGGGAGAGCAGCUUGCUGCAGGUGUUUCUGGGUGUUGGUGUGUUCCCCUGCUCACUCUUUUUUAAAGAUUGUUUUAUUUCCCUUCCCCCCUCCCCUUUCUCUCUCUCUCUCUCUCUCUCUUUUUAAUAUGAUGCUUUUAUGACCCGCUCGUCCGAACCCUUCGUUUGCGCUGCCUGUGCGCCCCGCUGGCCUGCUGGUUGCUCUGCUUUUUUGGGCCGGGUCCCCGCGUCUCGCUGCGUGCAGGGGGAGGAGCGGUCCGCCGCUGCCCGCGAGGCGUGUGCGCGUGCGCGUGCUCACAGAAACAGCAGAACUGAAAGCGCGUGCUGACGUUUACACACAGCCCCUGGGCUCAGUAGCGCGUCAUGCCGCAGGGGGACGUGAGUCUUUGGUGCCGGUCAUACUGCGCGACUCGUCUUGGUCACCGUUCCUGUGUCCGGUGUCAGUGUGCCAACUUCCAUAUUUUCGUGCUUAGAGAGUCUCUUUCUUUCCUGUGUAGGUUGGCGGAUUUGAACACACACAGUCACACAAGUACACUGGGGUUUGUUCCAGAAUGUUGUAACUUAAGAUUUUAUGAAUAUAUACAGGGUGAUUUCUUGUUUGGUUAAAUGCAUAUGUAACCUAAAAUAAUGAUUGUAUGAUCAUGAACACAGGUGAGGGUAUUGGAAAUACUCCCAUUGACAAUCCCAAAGACAUCAUCUCACACACCGGAAUCCACUUAAGGAAGUUCUUCUGUGUCUUGUAUUUUAAAAAAAAAGUGAUUUAUGAAAAAGUUGUAUUAUUAAUGUAUUUUUUUAAACACUUUUUUUGUUGUUGUUUAGCCACCUUAUGUUAAACAAAAUCAAACUUUGGUAAAAGAGUGAUUCCAUGCCUGAAGAUCGCAGGCCCUUCCCUGUUUCGACAGGCAGGCUGUUGACUCACCCGACAUCACACGCACUGAUUUUUAUUUCAUGUCCGGAGGUCGAGACCUGUACAAUAUUUCAGCACUCUCUGUUUGCAUGUUCUCACGCUCAGCUAAUUUCUCCGUUUAAUUGUGAAGACGGCUAUUAGGAGCUAAGUAGGUUUAGUUUUCAGUAAUUAUCCCAGACUGCAGAUUAAAAAAAAAAAAUUAAAAUGUGUGGCAUAAAAAACUUUAUGCACGCUACGACUUUUUUAAAAACGCUUUGCCAAUUCCACUGUUCAUUCCACGCCCGUGAGUUUGUGUGAUUACCGCAUUGAAAUGGAGACCAUUGUGCAGCCAUGUUUGCAUACAGCCGGCGGUGUGUGACAUCAGGUGCCAUGUGCAUACGGAACUCUGGCUUGCACAUUUUCAGAUGCAGGUCUCAGGACAUACUUUUUUAUUAAGAACACACACACACACACACACACACACACACAGAUACAAGACACACACACACACACACACACACACUCAAACAUGCACAAAUUCCCAGGACAAGCAGUGGUAAUGAAGUACCAAAUUAACCUUACGUCUGCUUUCGUGACCCAAAAAUUUAUGGAAUAAGCCCUUAUUAAACAGAGCAUCUGCUUCUCCAUCAGGAUGUAUGGCAGAUUUAAUGGGAUUAAAAUAAGGAGUUCUUACUCUUAGGAAUUUGUGGUUACUGUUAGUAUUUUGGAGGUCUGGUUGUCAUGAGAUAUGAAGUGGCUGCUCAUUGAAGAUUAAACAAAUUGCAAAAGAUACCUAACCCUAAAAUUCAGGCAACAGUAGCUUAUCUUUGACAGGGAAAAUUGGAAAAUGAGGUUCACGCCAAUAUCUGUGUAUUUUCUGGAGACCGUUCUGGGCCGAUAAGGUCUAUGUGAUAGAUGUGAUCGAUGUUGGGUAGAGCUGAUAGACUGGGAAAGAAAGAGGAACACACGCGACUCUGUGUGGCACCAGAAGCCUUUAUUUAAAAAAGGAAUUAAUUUGUGUAGUAGUGCAGUUACUGUGGCUUGGAAAACGAGAUAAGCAUAUGCUACUGUUGACAGCCGUUGUCUUAAUUACUCCUCCCAUCUGCAAUCAAAGUGGGGUUUAAACCAGUCAGAGAAAAGGCAGAAGCUCCAUACUGGCCUGAAGCCAAACGGGACACUCCCCACCCCCGCCCCCCCCCACCCUGGCCCGUCCCGGAGCUGUGGGAACGGGCACCCAUUUAACCUUGAGGGUCCGGAAAUGACGCAGACUGGAGGAGAGAGCGAGAGAACGCAUUCUCCAUCGCCAUAGUUAUAAGCGCAACAUGCGCAGCAGUCUGUGGCACUGGUGUUUAAUGGCAGUAUUAAUGCAGCCUAUCAUAUUAACUUUAAUACGUUUAUAUGUUAAUUGCGUGUGGAGCUGGAAUCGUUGAGAUGCUUUUUUUUAAGUCCUGUUCCCAGUUUUUAAAAAUAUAGAAAUAAAGUAAUGCAGCUGUACCUCCAAAUACGAAAUAUUAUGACAUAUGACAUGUGUCUUGAGUGGGAAUUUAUUUAUAUUUUUUUAUUUAUUUUAUUUACAAAUGCAUAACCACAGAUUUAGCCCAUGUACCAUGUACGAAGGUACACAAUAUCAAAUUUGACACACAGAUUUCAUUUACACACACAAACCCACAUGUGUGCCAGUGUAACUACAUGCAUACAUACACUUGGAUUGAGUUUAUACCCACAUCAAAGACGAUAUAAAGAACAGUGUAAGAAGUCAACGCUCCUACAAAUGCUACUAAGUAUUGAAUGCACUAGAUAGGAGAAAUACUUUGUUUUCUGUGAUAAAAAUGGUCUUGUUUGAGAAAUUGGUAUUUAGAUUUUAACACUUGCAUGGCAAUUCUAGAGAGUUCUAUUUAUUAGUGACUUUUCUAAGGUGUAGCUUAGAACAGUGUGUACAACUUUCAUGCACCAAUAUCUUAAACGUCAAAUAAUCAGUGGCAUUCUGACAUUUUUUCUUCUGUAGAUGUGGAAAGUGAAUCUAUAGAACAGCAAAACUUUGACAAUCGGAAGUGGAAUGAGGGCAAAUCAAACAAACAAACAAACAAAAAAAAAGAA
Anguilla rostrata (American eel) is the source of this 7954-nucleotide messenger RNA. RefSeq names its product methyl CpG binding protein 2 (gene mecp2). Gene Ontology annotation, biological process: negative regulation of transcription by RNA polymerase II. The record is from RefSeq and is a predicted model, not a curated record. Bases 118 to 1896 code for a protein of 592 amino acids. Gene Ontology annotation, cellular component: nucleus; heterochromatin. NCBI's taxonomy places the organism in Eukaryota, Metazoa, Chordata, Actinopteri, Anguilliformes, Anguillidae. Gene Ontology annotation, molecular function: chromatin binding; methyl-CpG binding; double-stranded methylated DNA binding. The transcript has 3 exons.